UGGAUCAGGCAAGGCUGGAACAGAGUGUGCGCCUUCAGAAGGGAGCCAGCUGUUCAGCGCUGCCCUAAAGUGUCUCAUGAACAGUGUUGUUAAAGCAGCUCUUUGCUUUAGUUUGUUGGUAAUAAUGUCAAACGUGGGGUCGACCGCAGCGCGAUUCAAAUCGGUAGAUUAUGAGAUAAGUGGCCGAGUACAGGGGGUCUGUUUCAGAAUGUAUACAGAGGAUCAAGCAAGAAAACUUGGUGUUGUGGGAUGGGUUCGAAACACCAGGAGAGGAACUGUGGAUGGACAAGUGCAGGGCAAGGAAGAACUGGUGGAAUCAAUGAAGCAUUGGUUAAGCAAAGUGGGAAGUCCAAGUUCACGGAUUCAUCAGGCACAUUUUUCAAAUGAGAAGGAGAUCAACAAACUGGAUUUCAGCAAUUUCACCACCAGAUACUGAGAGUGUCGGUAUCAUUGGUCCUCAAACAUGAGCUGAAGCAGCCAGUUGGAAUCAUGUUAGCAUUGUUCAUGUUCAGCUGAGUGCCUUUAAUUGCAUGACUGCUGCUUGUUGGAAUAGAUCUCCCUUCAUUAUUAAAAUAUGCAAUAAUCUACUAUUAAAGGAGUGAUAUGAUAAAGCUUGCACUAAUAUACACAAGGAUCUUCCUCUGCAGAACUGCAUAAAGUUUUCUUUCAAAAGGUGCUAUUAAGAGUGUACAUUCUUGGAGACAGCCUUUUAUGCUGCUUUAAGGAAAUGCUCCAGAAUAUAUAUUUUAAAAUGAUGAACUGAUUAGAUUUUCAAAGUGAGUAAGAAAGUAAAUGAUUGUCAACUAUAGUAUUUAAGUCAUUUUAAUUAUUAUGCAUAAAUUGCUUUUUAAGUAUCAUAGUUCCAAAACUUGUUUGAAAGCUGGAACUAAUAUAAAAUAUCUUUAAGCUUUCUUUUUGAU
Messenger RNA from Pristis pectinata (smalltooth sawfish), 920 nucleotides. RefSeq names its product acylphosphatase-2-like. Lineage: Eukaryota; Metazoa; Chordata; Chondrichthyes; Rhinopristiformes; Pristidae. The transcript has 4 exons. Gene Ontology annotation, molecular function: acylphosphatase activity. Bases 77 to 436 code for a protein of 119 amino acids. The record is from RefSeq and is a predicted model, not a curated record.